GAUCCCGCACUUGUAGCCGUGUGGUUCAAACAUCAGUUCACACCCAGGAGUGCAACGGUACGCUUGUAUUGAUCGAAAAUUGUUUGUUUGUUUGUCUGAAGGUAAUAUGACUGACGCGAAGCUACUACUGGAGCCGGGGCAGGUUAUCCGUCCGAUAAUCGACCACGAGCAGGUGAAGCUACUGGCCGAGCGUCUCUACGGGAUAUCCGUGCUGGACCUGACCGAGCUGAACGGCUACGACGACAAGAACUACAAGCUGACCGAGGACCCGAACAUGAAGAACCCGCUCAUCACGAACCACUCGCCCUACGGCUACGUCCUCAAGAUCAUGAAUUCGAUUGACUCGCAGAACGUCGGCGUUGUCGAGGCCCAAAAUGAGAUUAUGAAUUUUUUGGCCACUCGCUCCGUGACCUGUCCCAAGCCAGUACGGAAUAUAUUCGGUCAUCUACACUCCAUCGAGGACCUGGGAGGCAAGAAACACGCCGUAAGACUGCUGGAGUAUGUACCGGGAGAGCUCUUGAAGAACUGUCCCUUGUCCGAAGCUCUCCUGUAUCAGCUCGGAGAAUUUGUCGCUAAUCUGGAUAACAAAUUGCAGAACUUCAACCACUCCGGUCUGGUCAGCAGACAGCACAUGUGGAUGCUCUCUAUGGUCCCAGAGCUGGAGAAAUUCAAGUAUGUGAUCAAGGACUCGGAGAAGCUGGAUUUAGCAGAAGAGGUGAUAGAAGAAUUCAAGUAUGCUGUGGUGCCACGCUUGGACGAGCUGGAGAAGGGAGUGAUCCAUGGUGAUAUCAAUGAGAUGAACGUGCUUGUUCUACCGAAGGAUGCUGGCGCAUCGGAUUAUCGCAUAUCAGGAGUGAUCGAUUUUGGGGACAUCCAAUAUUCGUACUACGUGUUUGAGCUGGCCAUCACUAUGACGUACAUGAUGCUGAUGUCCGGGGACCCCAGGGUAGGGGGACUGGUGCUCGCCGGCUACACGGUCACCAGGAGGCUGCCUGAUGAAGAAUACAGACUAUUGAAGACCCUGAUCUCGGCUCGUCUGGUCCAGAGUUUGAUCUUAGGCGCGUACACUCUGGAACAAGACCCGAAAAACACGUAUGUCACGUCCACUGAGAAAGCGAAUGGAUGGGAACUGCUCCGAAAGAUCAGGAAAACGAAACCCACAGAGAACGGAGACCCCACGGACUGGAAGGCCAUUGCCAAUGAGUUUUUGACUAGAAGCUAAAUAAACGUAAAAAUAAUAAUAUUGGUAAUAGGUGGAGCAUUAAGAGCGUUUUGCAUGAAGCCACCAAUAGAAAGUAUUGUAACCAAAAAUUUGUUUUUGAGUUAAAGAAGUAAUGUCAUUUAUUUUUAGUGUGUAAUCGAAAAGUAAUCGAUUUUUCACGUAAUAAUAUGUCACUGAAAUUAAUUACGAACAUUCUGUUUUGUAGGACCUAAAUACGCAAGUCCAGACGUAGAAUAAUAAUUUGAUAGUAAAGUUGAAAAGAGGUAAUUAAUGUAUUCUUCAACUUUCUUAUCUUCUUGAUCUUUAAAAAAUAUAGAUUUAUUGGAGAAAUAAAAAUCCAGUUACAUUUUUAGCAUUCAAAUAAGAAUUCAGUUACAGUUAUAUUUCAAUAAUCACAUAUUUAUAACAACUAUAAGCAAAAAGAGAAUAAUUGAAAGCGAAAUGCUUGCUUAGUAUGAUGUUGUAAAUGAAUAAAAUCCAUAUUAAUAUUCCGUAGUGUUGUUACGUAGGAAGUUAGGUAGUAGUUUAUUUGUAUUCAGAUAAGUAUUAUGUUUGUAAAUCAUUAGUAUUAAAUAAAGACUGUUAAGUGAAGGAA
This is a messenger RNA of Bombyx mandarina (wild silkworm), 1817 nucleotides long. RefSeq names its product hydroxylysine kinase. Gene Ontology annotation, molecular function: amino acid kinase activity. The record is from RefSeq and is a predicted model, not a curated record. Lineage: Eukaryota; Metazoa; Arthropoda; Insecta; Lepidoptera; Bombycidae.